AGUCAGUUAAAAUUUCGGCGGCGCGCUGCAAAAAAUAUAAUUGAUUUUUAAUUUCUCGAUUAUUUAUUGUCUUGAAAACCACCCUGUUUGUGUGAACUUGAAAAAAAUAACAAUUUAGUGGUACGUUUUACAUAGUUUGCUCUAGCUGAAUCAACAAGUGGUAAAAUCUUCAAAGUUUAUACAUUAAUUUCGUUUUUUCGCUUCGGAGAAUUGGAGCCGAACAAGAAAGUCCGUUUUUCUUUGUUAGUUACGUCCCCCAGCAUGGAUCACGAUGACGAUGAAGGCGUCGGUUUCAUCAGACCUAGCCAUUAUUUGAAGAGUCCUACUAUUGCCGAACAACAAGCGAUGGCACUUCUGCAAGUGCCUAAAAAAACCGGAGAUAGAGAAGGGAGCAUAUCAUCCAGCGUAAGUGAUUUGGAUAUUCCCAUUUAUUCGUCCGAGAAUUUAACAACUUCUGUUAGGAGGGAACCACAUGGGUCCUUCAAUUUAAAAUUGGGAUUUGCUAUCGUUGCCGGUGCUUUUGGAUCGUCAUUUCAACAUGGUUACAAUACUGGGGUCCUCAAUAACCCACAAGCAGUUAUUGAAAACUGGAUUAAAGAAAGCAUGUACAACAGGACAGGCACAAUUCCCACGCAAGAAAACGUCACAUUCGUUUUUUCUUUGAUGACUGCUAUGUUUUGUAUUGGAGGAAUGAUUGGAGGCUCGACCACAGGUAUGAUCGCUGACCGUUUCGGCCGUAAAGGUGGAUUACUUCUAAACAACGUGCUGGUAUUUCUGGCUGUGCUGUGCGAAGCUUGUUCUAAACCGGUUGCCUCCUACGAACUCUUUAUUCUCGGUAGAUUCUUCAUUGGUCUAAAUUCCGGCUUAAACGCUGGUUUAGCGCCGAUGUAUUUAGCCGAAAUCUCGCCGAUAAAUUUAAGGGGAGCCGUAGGAACUGUCUAUCAAUUAGUCAUCACAAUUUCCAUCCUGAUAGCUCAGAUUUUGGGUUUGCAAAGUCUAUUAGGAACAGAUACCCUCUGGGUAACUCUGUUAAUGAUGACAGUGAUUCCUGCCAUAUUCCAGGUAAUUACUUUACCGUUCUGUCCGGAAUCUCCGAAGUAUCUUCUAUCGAAUAACAAAGAAACUCAAGCUGAAAAAGCUCUUAAAUGGUUAAGAGGAACGUACAACGUACGCGAUGAAAUGGAAGUGAUGAACGCUGAAUAUGAAGCUGUGAAAUUGAUUCCUAAAGCAACAGUUAGGGAAUUGGUGACCAAUUCUGCCCUUAGAAUCCCGUUGAUUAUUUCGUUAACUGUGAUGAUUGCCCAACAGCUUUCUGGAAUUAACGCCGUUAUGUUCUUUUCGAGUACAAUCUUUAAAAUGGCCGGCCUGAAAGGUGAUAAUCCUACUUACGCUACGUUAGCUAUGGGAGGAAUAAACGUUCUAAUGACUAUAGUUUCAUUGUUCCUGGUAGAGAGAGCUGGAAGGAAAACUUUAUUGAUGGUUGGUUUCGGUGGUAUGGCUGUAGAUACGUUAUUACUAUCGAUUGGUAUGCGAUUUGUGGAUACUGGAUCAACAGCUGGAAUUUUCUGUGUACUGUUCGUAUUGAUUUUUGUUAUAAUGUUCGCGAUUGGGCCCGGUUCAAUUCCAUGGUUCUUGGUAUCUGAAUUAUUCAACCAAUCUGCCCGUCCUACUGCUACCUCAUUGGCUGUUGGUAUUAAUUGGACAGCUAACUUCAUCGUAGGUUUGGCGUUCUUGCCCCUUAGUACUAUAAUGGGUUCGUACGUCUUCUUGAUCUUCUUCGCGUUACAAUCUUUAUUCCUACUUUUCAUUUACAAAAAGGUUCCUGAAACGAAGAACAAGACUCUAGAAGAAAUAUCAGCGAUCUUCAGACAACAGUCUUACCAAUAGAAUGAAUUUUGAUCAGGUAAAACUGAUGUAUGUGACAGUACUUCGUGUAUAGUUGGUGUAUUGAAUUUACCAAUAUCAGAUCUGAUUUAAAAAUUAAUCAAAGUGGAUGGUUUUUAUUUUCAAACAUCCGACUAAGUUCGAUGGUAUCAUCGAAAUAAAGACAUUAUUCAGUAUCGACAAUUUUUUUUGAUACUAUGUCGCCUUUGAAAUAUUUUUUCAGUGAACGCUGGUUUUUGUAUAUGAUCAUACUCAACUAUACUCCUCAAAUAAUAAUUUGUUUGUAUAUAGACAUUGUGACUGAAAAUUGAAAAAAAAAUUAGGUAUAGGUUUUUACAACGAUUCCAAUGGGUGAUUGUAACAGUAGCGGUUAAAAAAAAUUUUCCUUUUACUAUCAGGAAUGGUACUGAAAUGUUUGUUUGUCGUGGUGGAACGUUUUCAGUAUAUAAAAAUUUGUAAAUUUGGAAUUUUCUCAUGAAAUCUCUUUACUGCUACAGAUUCAAGAUAUGACUGGUCUAGAAUGAUUUAUUAUAGAUACUUGAAACGACUAGCAAUGCCAACACUAAUUUAUGACAGACAGGUAAAAUCAUUGGAAAAACCUAUACCAAAACAAAAAUGUAGAAAGCCUCUCAGCAAUUUACCAAAAGUAUUUAACUAGUUUACUUUUGAAAAGACUGCAUAACCAAAAUACUUUCUUUAUAGUUAAGUUAGUAAAUAAUAGUUUUUAAGUAGAUGACUUUUCCUUACAAGUAUAUCCAGUGAGUAAUAUCUGAAUCCUCUCUUUCAAUCUCUUAUUGUUUAGCAAUAAAUUGUUUCACCAACUUCUCAUUUAUUGUUAAAAAAUUGUCUAUAAUGCUCUCUAAAUCACAUACGGGCAUUCAGAAGGUCCUUCGUUGUACAUGAGGUCUCUCACCUCCACUAGUUGGUCAAAAGUAUUCAGAGCCUCGUAUCUCAACUAGUCCUAUUGAAUCCUCCACCUUUAGACCUAACCAUACAAUUCCAAGCCAUGAUGACAGGGAUGAGCAACUGAUCAUAUGAAAAACUAGAUGUAGGUUGCUGUCCAAUCGUUUUGGGUACUGAUCAAAUGGCAUAUGUAUAUGUUAACAAUGAGUGUUUGGAGAACAGUGAGCUGGUGAUUCUAAGCGCGCAAUACUAAAUAAUGGAGUAUACAAAUCUUGAAGGACAGGAUUCUAUAUAAUAAACACAGUAAUCUUAAUCUUAGAUCGUCUGAGAGUGUUAUGUACUAACACGUGCGAAGUUAAAACACUUGGCAAGCCUCAUAGUUUGCCUAGUGACGUUAAAGAAUCGAAAUGAAAGUCUUUCCUAAUGCCUUUAGUAAUUUUAAGUGGGGUACGACAAGCGUUGACCACCCACAAUCGAACUAUAACUAUAUCACGUAAUUAUUUUUGUUUACUAUUUAAUUAUGUAAUUAUAUGCAAUUGAGAAUACUCCAAUUUCUAUCUUACGUAAUUUACCUUUCAAAAAUCCUCUUCAAACAUUAAAAUUCCUUUUUAAGUAUGCGCAUCAUAAUAAUAUUUGUUAAAAGUAGGGUUAUGUAUGUCAAAUCCAAUAAGCCUGUUUUUCGAAAUAUACAUCACUAACCUGAUCGGUGGUAAUGACGUCAUUAAAACUAUGUUAUAUUAACUUGGUGAGAAAAUAUAUGACGAUAGAUAACCUCGUUGUACGGAGUGGUUAUUUAAUUUUAAAUUUUUCAAGGAUUUUAUUAUAAAAAUCGAUUUGAAUUAAAUGGAUUCUCAACAAUUAAACGACUUUUGGUUUAAUCUUUUGAUAUAAAUUCUAGUGAUUUUUACUAUAUUAAUUUUGGAAGUUAAUAAAUUUAUAUUCCUUAUUAGUUAGUUUAACGUGUAGCUACACGGAAAAAAUUGCUGUUUUUGAAAAAUUGAUUCAUUUCGACAUAAAUGAGUUAAAUUGUAGUUUCCGUACAUAAAAAUUUUAUUUAACUUCAACAGCUGUGCAGAAAAGUGAGGGUAAUACAUUUCUCGAAAAAUGGCCGCGGCGAAGCAUGCGCGUAGGAAAUAAGUUUUAGAGAGAACGUUCACUAUCCUAUUAUAAGUUUAGAUAUUUUGAUUCAAUAUUGGGAACGUAAAUAUAUAGACAAAUAACGUAAAAAAGUUAAUAGAGAACUUUUAUUGUUAAAAAAAUGACAAUUGAAAUUUGUUUUAUAAUUCAUAAACUCCGGGAUUCUACAUAAGGUAAACUUAUCUUUUUUAUUUAUUUAUUGGUUGUUGUAUGAAUCCAUUUAGGUGCACGAAACUGCUCACUGGGUAUCACUAUCUCGAAAUACGACUAUUUUCAAUUGUACCACACAUUUUCAAGUGUACAUUAAAAAAUUAUUGUCUAAUGUUUGUUUGAAGUUUUUGGAUAUAGAUUCAUCCCGAACAAUGAACAAAUUGAAAUUUAAAAGCUGAUUAAUAAUUGACUUUGUUCAAUUAGAAUCUUCAAAUUUACAAAAAUACUUACUUAAAGCCUUAUAUACCUUCGCCUAUGAGUCAAUAGUACAAAAAAACUUUUUAUAGUCAUAUUAUUGAAUAUAAUGGAUUGGUUUUCAACGAUAUAGAGUUAUGUACUUUAAUAAUGCUUAAAUUGAAAAGUGGUACAUAGAGAAUAGUAUUUCACUCAAAUUAACAAGAAAAAUAAGCAACACCCUGAAUUAAUUUAAGGGCUGUGCCGUAAAAAUAAAAAUUUGUAGUUCUAAAAGAUGAUUGUCUAGUCAGUUUAUUCGAAAAUUCAACGGUUUCUACCGAAAGCUGUUGUUCAAAUUAACAGAAGCGACAAUUUACUCAGGAUACACUAAGAAAACAAUCCUUAAUAAAUAUUUUCUUAUUUCAUAAAGCUAUAAUGUAAUAUUUAGAAAUGUAGAAUACAAUUUAGAUCAAGAGAUUUUGUUGAUUUCGAUACUUUUAUAUGAAAAAUUAAAUAUUUCAUACAAUUAAAUUACAUUUAUACUAAUGUUAGUUCAAGAAACGAAUAGACUACUUUUUUCAGUGUAUUCUGUUAUUUCUCAAAAAUUUGAUACAACAAAUUGUCGCCUGUUUUUGAUUAGUAGCUCUCUGGUUUAUCAGUCUCGUCAACAAGUGCUUUUUUGUGAAAACUUUUUCUCUUUUUAUUUUCAACCCUCGUUAAAAAUUAUGAAUAUUAGUCCUACAUUUCGGAGAGUCCAGAGUUUUUUUACGAAAUUUCCUGUUCUUUUUACAGAUUUGAUUUCAGAUUUCAAAUUUUUACACGCGAUUCUGAAUCGAUUGACAUCUUAACAAUAUUUUUACUUUUGUACUUUAAACGCAUUUGUUGAUUAGACUAUAUACUGUAUUUUAUUUUUUUACCCAUAAAAUUAUAGUUCUUCCAAUAUCAAUUACAGAUUAUAAAAACCCUUGCCGACAAAUUUGUUUGAUCUAGACGAAUAAAAUGUAGGGAGUUUGGUUUAAACAGGGUACCAGACGUGAACUGAAUCCUUUUUGUACUCGAUUCGUUUUUUUCUGGAAAACGAAAUUUCAAAGCAAAAACCAUAAUUGUAUUCUGGAUAAUCUGCUACCUUUUGUUGUAUUACUUCUAAUGUCGCAGCCCAGUUCACCUUAAAUAAACUAUAAAUUGUCUUGUACAUAAAAUCUUGGGUAGCUUUGUCAACUGAUUUCAGUUUUUCUUUACUCGGUUUCUCGGUUCUGUGCAUAAUCCACAGCAACCCCUUUAUUACAUCAUCAGAUUGUUGAAUAUUUUCCUUUUUCAAACUUUCGAAUAUAUUUAAAAUAAUUGCUGUGUUUGUAUAUCUAAAUGUCAUUGUCUUCAUUCGCCCAUAAGAAAUUUAUGAAUUAAAUUAAUCUCACCAAGCAACGCCACUGCUGUCAAUUUCAAAGAAAUUGUGUACAUACUACUUCCGACAGCUUCGGCCAAUAUAAAUGCAUUUAUGUUUUCGAUUCGAUUGGUAAACAGUGGAGACGAUUAGUCCACGUGGACUGACGGUUUGUUAGAUGUUUACCGAAUGUUAUACUGGGAGUAAACAUUAUUUUUCAUUUCUUAAUUUAUGGAAUAUUGAUUGUUCCUCGCAUAAUUGUCUUCAGGAAUUGAUACUGGAAGAACUAUAGAAACUUCGGUGAAGAUUGUUUUAGUUUUGGCUGCGAUUGAGAAAAUAAUUUUUAUAAAAAAAGAUGCUGAGAGGCAGUAUUUGUUUAAUAAUUGUUACAAAUAGAUAUUUGAUAGGAAACUUUGUUGUUUUCUAAAUAUUUCAGAUGCUCAUUAGUUGUUAGAAAAUAAAAUAGUAGUUUGAGUGAAAGCAGCUUUUAUACGUAUUUAUUGAAACAUAUAUUUAUUUCUUAAUGAUUUAGUAAUUAAAUUAGUAACAGGAUAUUUGAAUCUAUUAAUUCAGUAUUAAUAACAAUUGAAAAGAAGAAUUUGUCAAUUUGAUUUAAAUUUAUGCAAAAAUGUAGACAACAAUGAUUCAAAAAUAAUGUCUUGGUACUAAUUUAAAUAAUGAAUGAAUUUAUUAUCUAUUUUAAAAAGACAAAGUAAAUCUCGAAAAAAAAAACUUUAUAUAUACGUAAAUAAGAUACAACUCUACGGUUUAGUUUUGUGGAAAUUUAAUUUGGGUUGAAGGUCUUGAAAUAAGUUCGUUUUACAUACAGUACAACCAAAUUUAUAAAAUCGACUUUGAAAUUCAUUUUAAUUCUUAAAGAAAUUUAAAAGUCAACGUAUAGUAUAUAAAAGUGAACAUUUUGAGGCCUAAAAGAUAAUUUUGAAAAGUUACUACAACAAAAAUCAAAAUUAAAACAUCAAAAUAUCUAUGAAAAAAGGAAAAUGUGGAAAAAACAAAAAUGAAGGCUUUUAUUUAUCGAUUACAAUAAAGCAUAUGACAAAAUUAGCAUAACUGAUAUGAAAAAUUAAGAGAAUUCCUAUGUGCAAUAUUUGAGGAGGUAAUUUUCAAAAUGCAGUCAUAACAUUACGCGAGGAAAAAAAUCUCAAGCUUCCAUUCUUCUUUUUAAUUCCAGCAUCUCAAAUCCAUUAGUUUUAGGAAUCAUAAACAAUGAAAAAUUGUAAUUAACCCUAAAAAAAUACAAGGUUAAAUUCGUCAAAAUAAUAAUAAUUUAUUUGUAAUUAAUCUGUCAAUAUUUAGAAUUUCCUUUACUCGAGCUUGUUUCUACCUCAAAUUUUUAUCUUAUAAA
Molecule: messenger RNA, 7055 nt
Organism: Diorhabda sublineata
Lineage: Eukaryota; Metazoa; Arthropoda; Insecta; Coleoptera; Chrysomelidae
Product: solute carrier family 2, facilitated glucose transporter member 1-like
Exons: 8
Coding region: 262-1887 (541 amino acids)
Biological process (GO): monosaccharide transmembrane transport
Cellular component (GO): membrane
Molecular function (GO): hexose transmembrane transporter activity
Source: RefSeq, a predicted model, not a curated record